This is a messenger RNA of Columba livia (rock pigeon), 1007 nucleotides long. It is a transcript of the gene PCGF1, whose product is annotated as polycomb group ring finger 1. Gene Ontology annotation, biological process: negative regulation of transcription by RNA polymerase II. Gene Ontology annotation, molecular function: promoter-specific chromatin binding. Gene Ontology annotation, cellular component: PRC1 complex. Bases 88 to 801 code for a protein of 237 amino acids. The record is from RefSeq and is a predicted model, not a curated record. The transcript is spliced from 9 exons. NCBI's taxonomy places the organism in Eukaryota, Metazoa, Chordata, Aves, Columbiformes, Columbidae.
GCGCGGCGGGAGCUGUAGUCACGGCGUGGGUGGCGGCGGCCCCGCCCCGAACCCGGAAGUGAGCGGGGAGGCGGAGGAGGUUCUAAGAUGGCGUCGCCUCCUCAGGGGGGCCCGAUGGCGAUCGCCAUGCGACUGCGGAACCAGCUCCAGGCCGUCUACAAGAUGGACCCGCUCCGGAACGAGGAGGAGGUGAAGGUGAAGAUGAAAGAGCUGAACGAGCACAUCGUGUGCUGCCUGUGCGCCGGGUACUUCAUCGACGCCACCACCAUCACCGAGUGCCUGCACACCUUCUGCAAGAGCUGCAUCGUCAAGUACCUGCAGACCAGCAAAUACUGCCCCAUGUGCAACACCAAGAUCCACGAGACGCAGCCGCUGCUCAACCUCAAGCUGGACCGCGUCAUGCAGGACAUCGUCUACAAGCUGGUGCCCGGCCUGCAGGAGAGCGAAGAGAAGAGGAUCCGGGAGUUCUACCAGUCCCGCGGCCUCGACCGGGUGACGCAGCCCAGCGGCGAGGACACGGUUGGGGGUGACCCCAUGGGGCUGCCCUACAGCACCUUCGAUCACUCCCGCGCCCACUACUUCCGCUACGACGAGCACGUCUCGCUGUGCCUGGAGAAGCAGAGCUCCAGCAAGGACAAGAGCAAGGCCGUGCUGCAGCAGAAGUACGUGAGAUGCUCUGUGCGGGCGCAGAUCCAGCACCUGCGGAGGGUCCUGUGCCACCGCCUGGGGCUGCCGCUGCAGCACCCUCCCGUGCGUAGGUGCAGAUCCUGUUCAACAACGAGGCCCUUCCCGACCACAUGACGAUGAAGCAGCUCUGGCUCUCACGCUGGUUUGGCAAGCCCGCGCCUCUCCUGCUGCACUACAGCAUCAAGGACAAGAGGAGGUAGGGGCUGGGGGCGGGCGCUACCCCCAGAGCGCAGCCCUGCUCCCCUUGCCCCCCGCUCUGCUCCCCCUAACUUAAUACCCUUCCUGCUCAAGUAUAUUUUUUGAAUAAAACUGGAAAAUAC